AUGUUGAGACAAAAGGCAUUCAUGAAGAAGACAAAGUCCGGCAAGGUGCUGAAGGUCGUCAAGGAGCACUAUCUCCGCGAUGAUAUCUGGUGCUCGGUCGAGACCUGUAAGGUCUGCGAACAUACUGAGCCCGUCCUCAGCGCUGUCCCCUCUAUCAACAAGGCCUUCCGCCUUCCUCACUACAUCAUCCCUGAUACCAACAUUUUUAUCAAUCAGAUUGACGUAAUGGAGCACCCAUUGAUCACGAAUGUGAUUGUGCUGCAGACGGUGCUGGAGGAAGUCAAGCAUCUGUCAUUACCGAUCCAUCAAAGAGUCCGGGAUAUGAUCGCCAACAAGGAAAAGCGCUUCUAUGUCUUCUCGAACGAGCAUCACCGUGGAACGUUUAUCGAAAAACUCAAGGACGAAUCGCCCAAUGACAGGAAUGAUCGUGCCAUUCGCGUUGCCACAAAGUGGUAUGGAAACCAUAUCAAGGAUCUCAAUCCCAGAGUCUCGGUCGUCAUGAUGACCGAUGAUGCCGGAAACAGGGACAAGGCAACCGCCGACGGUCUUCAAGCCAUCUCUGUCAAGUGGUAUAUCGAGGCGCUGGAUAACACCGAGAUUUUGGACAUGAUGUCAAGCGCUAAGGAUCUGGACGAUGGACAAAAGACAAUCUACGACGAGCACCUGUCGCCAGCUCAUGUUUCAAACGGAAUCAAGUCUGGAAAGUACCUGCAAGGAAAGCUCGGAAUCAGCAGCCACAACUACUUGGAGGGCUCGAUUUACACCAAGAUCAAUGGAGAGGAGGGAACGAUUUUGAUUGUUGGACGCUCAAACUUGAACCGUGCUGUCGAUGGAGAUAUCAUUGCAGUGGAGCUUUUGCCCAAAUCAGAAUGGAGAACCACCCCUACAGGCGUUGUCGUGGAUGAGGAGGAGGAGCAGGCCGAGGAGGAGAGCUUGAAGGCCGAGCAAGAGGCCGCUGCUACUGCUGUAAAGGAGGACGCUGUUAUGGCUGAACCCGAGGCUGAGAAGCCUGCUGCUGUGGAGACUCACAAGCUGGAUACACCUCAACCCUGCGGAAAGGUUGUCGGAAUCAUUCGUCGCAACUGGAGACAGUACUGUGGUUUCAUUGACCGCAAGUCUGUUCAUACCCCUGCAGGAUCAAGCGCCCCCGUCAACGUUUUGUUCUAUGCCAUGGAGUCAAAGAUCCCCAAGAUCAAGAUCAGGACCCGUCAGGCCCACGCGCUAUUGGGCAAGCGUAUCAUUGUCGCGAUCGAUUCGUGGCCCAGGACUUCUCGCUACCCUAUUGGACAUUUCAUCCGCGCACUGGGAGAGGCAGGAGACAAGUCGACCGAGACAGAGGUUCUUUUGCUGGAGCACGAUGUUCCUUUCCACGAGUUCUCCAAGCAAGUUUUAAGCUUCCUCCCUGUCGAGGGUGAAAACUGGGUUGUCCAGCCCGAGCACUUUGCUGGUCGCGAGGAUUUCCGCUCCUUGAACGUUUGCAGUAUUGAUCCCCCAGGAUGUACCGAUAUCGAUGAUGCCCUCCAUGUCGUCCCUCUCGCUAACGGAAACUACCAGGUCGGUGUCCAUAUCGCCGAUGUUACCCAUUUCGUCAAGCCCGGCAACGUCAUGGAUCAAGAGGCUGCCAGUCGUGGAACCACUGUCUACUUGGUCGACAAGAGAAUCGACAUGUUGCCCUCGCUGUUGGGUACCAACCUGUGCUCGUUGAGAUCGAACGUGGAGCGUCUUGCCUUUUCUUGCAUCUGGGAACUCAACAAGGAUGCCGAGAUCGUUAACGUCCGCUUCACCAAGAGUGUGAUCGCCUCUAAGGCUUCGCUUACCUACGAGGAGGCCCAGAACAGGAUCGAUGACGCCAACAUGCAGGACGAUGUCACUUCAGGAAUCAGGAUCCUCAACAUGUUGGCCAAGAAGUUGAAGCAGCGCCGUCUCGAUAUGGGAGCUUUGACUUUGGCCAGUCCCGAGGUUCGUUUCAGUUUGGAGCGCGACACCCAGGACCCCGUGGACGUGGAGAUGAAAGAGCUCAAGGAGACCAACGCUCUGGUCGAGGAGUUCAUGUUGUUGGCCAACAUCUCUGUCGCCCGCAAGAUCUACGAAAAGUUCCCGGACUCGGCCAUGCUGCGAUGCCAUCCCCAGCCACCCAGCGCCAACUUUGAGAAGCUCGAGAAGGCUGUCGCUCGUUUCGGAAUUGAUAUUGACCACUCGACCUCAAAGACGCUUUCAGACUCGCUGGACAAUGCCGUCUUGCCCGAGGAGCCCUACUUCAACAAGCUGUUGCGUAUCAUGACGACCCGUUGCAUGAUGCAGGCCUUGUACUUUUGCUCGGGUGCCCAGAUUGAACAAGAGUUUAGACAUUAUGGUCUUGCCACCGACAUUUACACCCAUUUCACCUCACCCAUUCGUCGUUACUCUGAUGUGAUGGUCCAUCGUCAGUUGCAUGCUGCCAUUGACUCGAGCCUUGCCUAUGGCGAUGAGUUGACCGACAAGGAGAAGAUGAACGACCUGUGUGGAAACUUGAACCAUCGUAACCGCAUGGCCCAGCAGGCCGCAAGAAGCUCAGUCGAGCUGUUCACACACCUGUUCUUCAAGAACAAGACCGAGGAGGAAGAAGGAUAUGUCAUCCGCAUCCUCAAGAACGCCUUCAUUGUCCUCAUCCCUAAGUACGGUAUCGAGGGUAUUAUCUAUGCCAGCGCCAAGGUCCCCAAGACUGCCGACUCUGGAGAUGCAGCAGCACAGCCACAGCCUAUCUUGGUGUACAAUCCCGAGACGGAUUGCUUGCAGUCGACUGAGACUCUUGCAGAGGGCGAGACGCCCAAGACGCAGGUGCAGCUGUUCCAGAAGGUGAUGGUCCAGAUCUCGAUUGAUGAUGAUCUCAAGGGCGGUGGAGAGGGUGGUAUGCGCCAAAAGUUGAAGAUGGAGCUUUUGAAGCCCUGGAUUGAGGGUAUUAGUGUCCAUGGUAUUUCUAACAAGGAUGAUCCUGAGGCCCAUGCUCUCACCUCGAAGAAGCGUGAGGAGGCGCCGGGUCAGGAUCAGGACAAGAAGCGCGCAGGGAAGCGUACCAAGGCUUGA
This is a messenger RNA of Linnemannia hyalina, 3063 nucleotides long. The record is from the annotation of a GenBank genome assembly. NCBI's taxonomy places the organism in Eukaryota, Fungi, Mortierellomycota, Mortierellomycetes, Mortierellales, Mortierellaceae.